Messenger RNA from Panonychus citri (citrus red mite), 1615 nucleotides. RefSeq lists its product as uncharacterized. Bases 468 to 1364 code for a protein of 298 amino acids. The transcript is spliced from 7 exons. The record is from RefSeq and is a predicted model, not a curated record. Lineage: Eukaryota; Metazoa; Arthropoda; Arachnida; Trombidiformes; Tetranychidae.
CGCAUGGUGAUAGUUCAGUAGGAAUGUUCAUUGUUCAUCAUCAUCAACAACCCACAACUCGUUGAAAACUUUUCUUUGCUCAUCAUCAUCGGCUCAGAGACUAAUAAAGAGAGAGAGAGAGAGAGAAAAGAUAAUUGUACUUUUUUUUUGUUCGAAUUCUCAAAAUAUUGAGCUCAUUCAAUCAGCUGAGUGUUUCAUAAGCGUGUCCAUCAAUAUAAAACUUGUGUCUCACUUUGAUUGUUACAAAAAGUGAAACUGAUCAACAAUUUAAACUGGUGAACAUUAAUUGCAACGGUGAUUCAAUUUGUAAAUUGGUUCUAAGAUUUGUUGUUGAAUUUUAAUCACCAAAGGAUUUUGACAAAUCAACAAUUUGAUUGACAAUUUUCAGCUUAAAAUGAAAUUAACUUGGUGAAAGUUUCUCAGGAUCUUUCAUUCAUAAUCUCAACUCAUUUUCAUUUCUAUUGAAGAUGAAAUUGGAAUCACAAAAGAAAAUUCUGAUCACCAUGAACUGGAAAUCAUUCAAUUCGUCAAUAUUAUGGAAAUUCAUUUUAUCAUCAUUGAUUGUACUUAAUUAUUUACCUGUUUCUGUUGAUGGUAGAGGUGGUCCACUUGAUUGUCAAAGUAAACUGGACAAUUGUACAACUAUGGUCAAGCCGUAUCUCCAUGAUCUUAAAUAUAUGUUUCCAACAACAAUUAAGGAUGUUGAUGAGAUGUGCAAAAUGUGGAGCUCAUUUGUUGACUGCGUUCGUAGAUAUGUGACAAUAUGUUUCACCGAAGAGAGAAGAAUGAAAUUCAACAGUGCUGUGGAAAAUUCUGUUGACACUGUUCACGCAAUUUGCAGUUCAGAAACUGUUCAGAGAGAGUAUCUUUCUCAUGCUCAAUGUUUUAAAAGAGUUUCAGUUGAAAACUGUGGCUCAUCUUAUCGACAAUUAAUCGACUUUGUCUCAAAUCAGAGGUCUCAUGAUGAUCAUAUUUGUUGUUCGUAUGGACAUUUCAAGGAAUGUGUAUCUGAUCCGUUGAUUCGUGAAUGUGGACCAAGGGCCAGAAAUCUUAUGGACCAUUCAAUGGGAUUCUUAAUAACUCGAUGUUCCCAAAAGUAUACUUUCAGUCCUGGAAUACCAUGUCCAACACCGGCACCGAUGACCACUGAACGGACAAUCGAACCAAAAUAUGAAUCUCUUAAUAGUGAUGAUUCAAAAUCGGAAAAAAAUCUCGAGAUUGAACAAGGAUCAACAAGCACAAUUAGCUAUUCGCUACCAAGACAAGGUCGAACCUCAUCAAGCAAUUCAAUUAUCAACCGCAAUUACCAUCAACAAUUCACCUUUGCUUUAAUUUCAUCAAUAAUAUCCUUUGCACUUUAUUGAUUCAAUUGAUAAUCAUAAUUAUUAUUAUCCCUUCUCAAUACAAUUUACUAUUAAAAAAUGUUUUCUUUUUCAAUAAUCAUUUCAAUUUAAACUAUUGAAACUUUCAUACAACAAUCAGUUAACAAUGGGAAAAGUUUACCGUUAGUUAAAUAGACUGUUAAAUAUUAAUUGUUCACUGUAAUAUAAUAGGUAAUUAAGCUCAUGUUCAAGUGAUUAAAGCAAUAAUAUUAAUAAGAAAAUUGUAUCUUUCC